Aspergillus chevalieri is the source of this 1440-nucleotide messenger RNA. Its product is annotated as WD repeat protein. The record is from RefSeq and is a predicted model, not a curated record. Gene Ontology annotation, cellular component: nucleotide-excision repair complex; Cul4A-RING E3 ubiquitin ligase complex. Gene Ontology annotation, biological process: proteasome-mediated ubiquitin-dependent protein catabolic process; transcription-coupled nucleotide-excision repair; protein polyubiquitination. Gene Ontology annotation, molecular function: protein binding. Lineage: Eukaryota; Fungi; Ascomycota; Eurotiomycetes; Eurotiales; Aspergillaceae. The transcript is spliced from 2 exons. Bases 1 to 1440 code for a protein of 479 amino acids.
AUGAAUUCAUAUAUUUUGAACAGGGCCCUUGGGUCUAUCUCACCAACUACCUUCCAUGUCGCCCAAACUACGCGCCUGGUUCACCACCUUGAGCCCGCUCCCGGCAUUCGAUUCGCCAGUCGCAAGCCUCAGCAAGCAGGAUAUACACAGGAAGACGGAGAUGCAGGGGAUCCGGGGAACGAGAUACUGGCGCACAAGUCUGGUGUAAAUGUUCUGGCGAUUGACCAAUUCGAGGGACGAUGCAUGGUAUCCGGGGGCGCAGACGCAUCAAUUCGACUAUGGGACUUGGAAAGUCGUGGGUCAGAAUUGGACCACAUCCACACGGCGAGAUCAUCCGUUACCAGGGCCUCACACGAGGGUGCGCACACCCAUGCCAUCACGUCCAUCUCAAUCUAUCCCUUCGAUCCAGUCCCAUCUACUGUGUUGACAACCUCGCAUGACGGCACUCUCAAGCUCUCUGUCCUGGAACCGGAGGCGAUUACACCAGUGCAUACCUUCAACCUGGACUGUACGCCAUACUCGCAUUCCCUCUCGUCGCAUCCGGGAUCGACGCUGCUCAUCGCAGUCGGCACAUCCGAGAAAUCGGUUCGACUACUAGAUCUCCGCACUGGUUUAUCGACACACGGUCUUCCAGGACAUAGUUCGUCGGUAUUAUCUGUCUCAUGGGCACCUCACCAGCCGCAUAUCCUUGCCUCCGCCUCUGCGGAUAAUCGGGUGAUCAUCUUCGAUAUCCGUCGAGGAGGGCAUAACUCUGCCAUUGCGACUCUCGACAUGGACGAUGCAGUGGGUAUGGUCCAUCCACAAUUAGCCCCAUCCUCCUAUCAAAGCCGUCCAGUGUUCUCGCGACAUGCGCGCGCGCAUAACGGUGCGGUGACUGGCGUACGGUGGACAUCCAACGGUUCGCAUCUGGUGACUGCCGGUCAGGACGCACGUAUACGAGUCUGGGAUGCGACGACAGGCGCAAACACACUGGUGCAUUUUGGCCCACGCGUACGCAAUAGCGCAUCCUCGCAUCUAGCCGAGCGAGUUCCCCUGCUCAUGCCACGGGGUCUCAUGGCACCAGGGCAUGAAACACUGCUCUGGCCCAACUUCAGCGAGAAGGACGAUCGUGGGGAAAUCUUCAUGUUUGAGUUACGUGAUGGGUCGUUCAUCAAGCGUCUAAAGGUGCCUGGACUCAUGGCCGGGCGGCAGCAAUUCCAGGGUCGUUCGACUGCCCUGAGUGCCGCGCGGAUCAACGCACUCACCUGGCGAGGUAAUGGAGCAUCUGGUGAAGGUUUGGAGAUGUUCUCAGCGCAUGGGGAUGGGACGAUUCGAUCGUGGGUAUCCAGGGAACCCGAAGGAGAGCCAGGUGAGGCCGAACAGGCGGAACAGGCUGAUCGGAAACGUAAACGAGACGUUCUAGAGGAGAUUUAUCAGGGGUUCAUAAAUAACAAUCCAUAA